This is a messenger RNA of Paramecium pentaurelia, 3266 nucleotides long. The record is from the annotation of a GenBank genome assembly. Lineage: Eukaryota; Ciliophora; Oligohymenophorea; Peniculida; Parameciidae.
AUGAUGAAAUAUAAGAAUCAAUAAAUUCUGUAAAACAAUGACCAAUUAUAGAUUAACUCUAACUUAUCCAACAAAAUCUCAAAAUAAAAUCAAAUUAAAUAAACCUAAUAAUAUCAAGAUGAUGAGGAUCAACCAUCUAUAUACUUAAGUAAAAAAUAUGAUCAUUCAAAACCGACAUUUCUAAGGACCUUUCCUUAAUAACCUGUCGAUUGUUAAGGAAGUGAAGAUUUCAUGGCACCUACUAUUCUUUCCAAUAUAAUCUCUAAUAAAAGUGUAGAAUAAAUUGCUUUUAAGUCAGAUCAUAAAAAACAAUAAUAACUAAACUAUCGUUACGAAACUUCAAAUAUAUCCUCUUCUUAAAAUUCUGUAUUAAAUUCCUUAUUUAUCAAUUUUAUAGAUGAGAUCUAUUUUAGAAGGUAGAAAAUAUAAAUAAAUCAAUUAGGAAAAAGUCAAAAUGAUCAUAAACUAAAUUAAAGUCAAAUUGUUGAAUUUAAUACAUUAUUCAAAAUAUAAUGAUCCUUUAUUAACAAAAGAAUAUUAGGAAUGUAAAAAUCUUUUUUAUAAUUAUAUUUAGUAUCACCUUUUAAAUAUCAUUACUUUACUAUGUACAUUUUUUUAUCAACAAUCAUUUCGAAUUUUCUGGCAUCUAUUUUUAUACCUUUAGUAUAAUUUUUUGAAGUACCAUUACUUUUUUAAGUGUUGUCUCACAUAAUAUUUGGAUUUAAUUUAAUCUCUAUUUUUUAAGAUUUAUUUUUUUAAAGAGGUCCAUAUAAAAUGUGUAGAGGAAUUAUCAAAGUCAAUUAUUAAGAUGAAUCAAAAAAAAUAUUAGAUACAAGUCGAAUGUUACUGUUAAUAUUCAACAAUUUCUUUUAAAUAUCUCCUAAUAUCAAAUGGUUAACUAUUUUAGUAAUGAUGAUCUUAUCAUUGUUGAGAUAGAAUGAAAGUUUUGAAAACAUAUAUAGAUCAACACAUCAUUUCAUUUUUAUUUGUUAAUUGUGGAUUACAGUAAUAAUAUCCUUUGUUUGUACUUAUUAAGGUAUUAUUAUAAUAUAAUUAGAGUUUUUAAUUUGGAUGAAGAUAUACCUUUAUCUUACAGUAUUGUAUUAGCAAUAUCCUUUCUUACUCAUUGUUCGAAUAUUUGUAAGAAUAUUAUAUUUAUAUAAAUUUUAGCAAUUGAGAUUUCCAAUCAAAAUUCAGUUUUAAUUUCAAUUUAUAUGAUUCUAUCAUAUGUAUGUCUUGCUUAUACUUCAAUGAUAUUUUAUAUUUGGUUGAAACCAGAAAUAGAGAUUCAAGAAGAAAAGUAGAAAUUACUUAAAGGAUUUGUUGAAAGAUUUAGAGAGAAAUGUGAAAAUGAUGAUUUACUUAGGAGAUGUUAUUCUUAUCUUGAAUUUCGAAUAGAUGUACAUGAAUUAUUUCAAAUUUUAAAGGAAGAUCUCAAUAAAGCCAAAGAUCAAUUAACAAAAAAGUUGAGUCCAGAUUUGGAAGAUGAAAUAGAACUCUCUUUAAGAUCUACAAUGAUUGAUAAAAUAGAAUUAAUGAAUAGAUUUUCGCCACAUUUUAAAUAAUAAUUAUUAUAUGAAAUAGAAUAAGUGUAAUUUAAUCCAGAAGACAAUAUCAUAAUAGUAUAAAUAUUUUUAGUAACAAAAGGAGCAUUAAGCAGAUGAUUUAGGAUUAUUUUACAUAUUGAAAGGCUAAGUGAAGGUGUAAUUUUAAGGGUCUUCUUUUGGGACAAACAAAAGAGAAGUAGCUACCUUAUCAGAAGGAUAGACAUUUGGAUAAUACUCUUUUAUUACUGGAAUUCCAUCUAAUAUAAGUAUUUUUAGUUCAGGAUCAACUAUCUUAAUGAAAUUAAAGAGAUCUGAUUUCACUUCUAUAAUAUCAAAUUAUCCUUUUGAUAAUGAAAUAUUUUGUACAAUGAAAGACAAUGCAUUCUACAAUUAAAAAAUCUUUGAAUGUUAUUAUUGCAAAAUAAGAGGACAUUAUAUAGUAGAAUGCAAACACAUUUAAUAUUUCCCUUAAAGAUUAAAUACAAUAGAGAAAUAUUUAUAUACAGAGAAAUAAUAAAGAAGAAGAUGGACUAGAAGAAUACGUAAGUGUUUUGCUUGGUAAGAUCUAAGUUUAAAUUAAGAUAAAGCAAAAUAAUAUGUUAAUAAAUAAAGUUAAGAAUAGAUAUCUGAUGAAUUACCAGAAAUUUCAUAAUUACCAUAUUCUGAAAGUAAAAUUCUUUAAUAUAUUAGAUUAAACAUAUUAGUCUGUAAGUUUUGUUAGUAAUUCUAUGGGUCAAAAGAAUUUGAGUCCUGAAUAAUAUUAAUCAUAUAGCAAUGUAGAGAGUUUUGAAUAAUUUAAUAUAGAUUAAGAAAUCUAAGAUGAAUAAACUAUUCCUUUUUAAGAACAUUAAGUUAAGAAUAUUCGUAAGAAUUCAAAUAAAACAACAUUAAAAACAGCUGGUUUUGCUAUAGAACCAAAUUUAAUUAAUAAUAAUAAUUUAUCAAUAGUUGAAAAGGAUGACAAAGAAAUCUUAAGUUAAUUAGAACAUUAAAUGAACAAAGAAAAAACAAUUCUAUAUUAAACUUCUAGGAAUUACAAUGCAAAUAAAUUGACUUUUCAAUAUUAAAAGGAAUAAUCUCAAUGUAUACAUAGAGAAGAUUUAAUUAAAACUGAUUCAUAUUAAUAAUAAUAAUCAAUAGCAAUUUACCAAUAAUAAUAACCUUCAAAUAUAAAAUAAUCAAUUAGAUAAACUUCAAAUAGAUCUAAUACUUAUUCUAAUUCACUUUCUAAAGAUAUUUCAAAUAAUCCAUCUUCAAAUUCUAGAUAAAAUAGAUCCUAAAAAUAAUCUAUGUAAUCAAGUUAAGAUAGAGUAAUGGAAUAAUAGACAGGUACAAGAAAAUUAAAUAGUUCAAAGUCUUUAACUACAGAAUAAAAUAGAAUCAAUAAUAAUAGGAGUUUGAAAUCUUGUACUAAGAGCACUCCAAAUUAAAUGUCAUAAUUUUAAGCAUUAACAAGUCCUGAAGUAAAAUAUUAUUAAUAAAAAUUAGAAUUAAGGAUAUUACUUAAAUGAUAUUUUAUUUAAUAAAUUCGAAAAAAUGUGUGAAUACAAAAUAUAUAAUCCACAUAAUAAUUAUAAUUAGGUAAUAAAUAGAUAUAAAAAAUAUAUUGAAUCAUAGAAUUAUAAUAAUUUAUGUAGGAAGAAACAUUUAUCAACAUCAUCUUAUUCUAUUAAAUGUUUUGUUGUAUCAAAAAUAAGAAAAGUGAAGAAAUUACUUUGA